Messenger RNA from Dermacentor albipictus, 2208 nucleotides. RefSeq names its product arylsulfatase B-like. Lineage: Eukaryota; Metazoa; Arthropoda; Arachnida; Ixodida; Ixodidae. The record is from RefSeq and is a predicted model, not a curated record.
UCAAAGUCAACAUGGCGUAGCGUGGUGUCGCAAGACGACUAGACCUGCAAUGUAAAUUGUCAUCUAAUACUAAAUUGUCGCCCCCGUUCUGUUCGCACCGGCUGACGUGACGCUCCCGUCAAAUUCGUCGCACUAUGCCAGCAAGCAAGGAGGCUGGCAAAGCAAGCAUCAAGGCCCUAAUAUAGAAGACCUACAGCGUUCACUACAUCCGUCCACGUGUGGCAUAGGAAACAUCCAGUGGUGCUUGAAGUAUUCACAGGCCCCGAUGACGAUGCAUGGCAGUGUCCCCGACUACGGAAGGCACACCAGCGGGCCGUGCACCUAGCCUAAAACAGUUUGUUGACCGGCAAGAGGUGGCCAUGAUGCUAAGAAGAUGCAUUGCGGUGCCACUGUGCAUGCUGUUAUGGCCUACGCUCGCCUGGGGACUGCAAAAGCCGCAUAUUGUCGUCAUCAUGGUCGAAAGUUUGGGUUGGGCUGACGUCGGCUUCCACGGUUCGCGCCAGAUGCACACCCCCAACAUCGACGCUCUGGCGGCGGACGGCGUCAUCCUCAACAAGUACUACACCCUGCCUUCCGGCGUGGCCUCGAGGGUUGGCCUCCUCACCGGGGUGUAUCCCUACCGAGCAGGUAUAACAAGAACGAUACACCCUUCGCAACCGACUGCGCUCCCUACACUAUUCACGACGCUACCGACGUUUCUGAAGCACUUGGGCUACGCUACGCACUUCGUUGGAGUUUGGAGCCUGGGCUUCUUCAAGGACGAGUUCACGCCCGAGAACCGCGGCUUUGACACGGCCUUCGCAAAGUGGAGCGGACCGGGUGACUACUGGACACACGUUUCGUCGGAUCGGAAGUACAACUACUUUCACGGCUACGACCUGCGGCUAAAUCGGGAGGUGCUGUGGAACAAGACGGGAACAUACGCGACCCGCGCCUUCACGGAAAGGGCAACGGAAAUCAUCGCACACCACGACAAGUCGAAGCCUCUGUUCAUGCUGAUCGCUCAUCAAGGUGUCCAGGCAGCCAACGACUACGGUUCAGUUCAGUGUCCACCCGAGCACCUGGAAACAUUUGCGACCAUCGCACACAGAAAAAGGAUCCUACUGGCCGGUGCCCUGGCCGAAGUGGACGACUCCGUGGGCAAGGUGUUCGGCGCGCUGCACAACCGGUCCAUGCUAAACGACACGGUGCUGGUUUUCGUCUCCUCCAGCGGUGGCCUCGCGGAUCGGGAAGACGAGAGCAGCAAUUGGUCCUUCAACUGGCCCCUGCGAGGCACCAAGGGAACGUACUUCGAAGGCGGCAUCCGGGUGCCCGCCUUUGUGUGGAGCCCGCUUCUCGGCGACGGGUCCCCGCGAGUGUCCACUCAAUUGAUGCACGUCACCGACUGGCUUCCGACACUAGUAAACGUCGCCGGCGGGGAUGCGAAGAUUUUAGGAGACCUGGCCGACUUCGAUUCGUUCAACCAAUGGCCGACGAUCAGCAAGAGCCUCGUCUCGCCAAGGAAGUCCAUCAUCCACAACUUCGACCUAGCCCGCCAAAAUUUCGUGAUCCUUCUGGGUCAAUACAAGGGCUUAAUCGCCCAGCACCGCAGCGUCAGCUGGGUCAGGAAGUCGAAGUGGUUCCCACUUCAGGGUCUUGAGCUCAAGCAACCGUCAAAGUUCGAGAAACGCAUCACCUCCGGCGAGGCCUACAAGGUACUUCAACAGCUUCGUGGCAAAGGCUUCAAUCUGACAGACCCCACAGAAAGGGGCUCUUUACUGAACUGUAAGACCAUCGCGGAGCCCCAGGGUUGUAACCUUGGGCGAGGUCCGUGCCUGUUCGACUUGGCCAAUGACCCGUGCGAGCAAGAUAACGUUGUUGAUAAAUAUCCCGCUGUUGUGGCGAAAAUGAAGCAGACCAUCAUAUACGGCGACAACUACGUUCCCUGGGAGAGCGAGAAGAUGGGGGACUCGGACGCCGACCCGGGACUGUUCGGCGGUGUGUGGGUCCCGUGGCGGAGCCCGCCGCACAACCGUUACCGCCAGAACAAGCGCUCCCGGGACUGUCACUUCGACUGCUGAAGGGCGAGAGCUCUGCGCCGCGUUUCUCCGUCAUUGAUAUCCAUACGGCUUGCCUCAUCCGCCUGUCAAGAAGCAGCCUAAUGAAUGCUAAAACAUAUCCCUGAGUCAGUUACACGCGGGGACUUAUUAAAGAAGGCAGCUAGGAGUG